This is a messenger RNA of Cyprinodon tularosa, 1582 nucleotides long. RefSeq names its product zinc finger protein 239-like. Lineage: Eukaryota; Metazoa; Chordata; Actinopteri; Cyprinodontiformes; Cyprinodontidae. The transcript is spliced from 5 exons. The record is from RefSeq and is a predicted model, not a curated record. Gene Ontology annotation, biological process: regulation of transcription by RNA polymerase II. The coding region runs from base 461 to 1582 and encodes 373 amino acids. Gene Ontology annotation, molecular function: RNA polymerase II cis-regulatory region sequence-specific DNA binding; DNA-binding transcription factor activity.
GCCAAUCAGAAGGGAUCUGUAAUCAUCUUGCAGGUCAGCUCAGUCUGGAAAGAAAAGACGGCGCUCAUCUUUAAAUAUUGACCCCAAAGAGCCUCUAAAUCUCAGGAUCCGGAUCCUGGAGGACUCUGAGACCGAGGUGCUCUCAAAUAACGUGUUUAAGAAGUGUCCGAUCUGGGACCUGCAGUGCCCUCAUGGUCUGGAGGAGGCGGCCUUUCUGGACCUGCUCAGGUCCACCUUCCCUCACCUCUCUGCAGGGAAACCUUUUGAUACCUUAAUAACAGAUAGAGGAAGGAAGCUGCAGCCUCUGAGAGUAAAGACUCUGACUCCAGAGGAGAUCUACAGAGCCAUCAAAUCCAUCGGGAACUCAACUCUCUACAUCCGCCUCAAGAAAGAAGAGGUAAAGACAAAGGAAGAGGGAGAACAUCUGGGUACUGACCCUCCAACAGCUGAACCUGUGAUAAUGAAGAAUGAGGAAACUGCGCUCCACUUAAGCAUGUCACAGCAAAGUGUACCAGACAGCAAAAAGAUCUUUAUGUUGAGCUCAACAUCCCAACAAGACCUCAAAACAGAAGAGGGUGAAAUUGAGAGUGACGUGCACUUCAGCAGUGAUGAAGAAGAGGGAUUGGCUGGAUAUAGGGAGUCGAACCCAGAUUAUGGACCACACAAACAAACAAGAGAAGAGAAAUCAAGCAGUAAUAAGAGUGAUUUUCAAGAAAGUACCAAAGGAGAACAUGCUUGCAACACAACCUCCAGUGGUGAGAACGACAAGGAUACAGACAAACCUGAGCGUAAGACACCGAAAAUGAGGAGAAAAAAAGAAGGAUGGAAGAACAGUAAGAAGAUUAGGUCUUGCACAGUUUGUGGGGUCACAUACAGAAAUUUGGGAAAUUUGCUUAAACAUACCUUGAACCAUCCCCUCAACCCCCAGAAUAUUUGUGGAGCCUGUGGAAAGGGCUUUGAUUCUGAGGACAACUUGAAAAAACAUAUCCGAAAGCAUAGAAAGUCUUACAACUGUCUGCAUUGUGACAAGUCUUUUUUCAGCAGAGAAAGCCUCAGGUGCCACAUUAUUAAGGUUACAGGAGAAAACUUGCUUGAAUGUAAUGUUUGCAGUAAAAGGUUUCCGAGCCAAAAACGGCUGAACCAGCACCGAUGGAUCCACCUAGAAAAUAAACCCUACAGGUGUGAUAUGUGUCCACAAUCUUUCGGUCUGGAGUCACGUCUCCGAGCUCACAGAAAGCGGCACAGCAGCAAAGUUGUUUUGUUCCACACAGGAGAGACUCCCUACAAAUGCAACGAGUGCAAACGCCGCUUUAAAUCCAAGAAUCAGCUUACCCAGCACAUGAAGACCCAUUCAGGCAUUAAAGAUUUCAUCUGUAGUAUUUGUGGCAAAGGUUCUUCUAAACCUGAACAUCUAAAAAUUCACAUGAGAACCCACACUGGAGAGAGACCCUACAAGUGCUCUCUUUGUGACAAAGCCUUCACCCAGAGCCACUGCCUGAAAAAACACAUGAAGACUCACCAGACUGAAGAGUCGCCUGCGAUCCCUCCCGCUACUGAAGAUGGUUCAUUUAGUCCGAAAUGA